CGUGCUAAACACACUUCUACACACAGUUCAUAUUAAAAGUAUAUAAACAAAACAAAAAAUGGGUUGCAAAGCUUGUGGAACCAACUGCCAGUGCUCGGCCACCAAGUGCGGCGACAACUGCGCCUGCAGUCAGCAAUGCAACUGCGCCUGCAAGAAUGGACCCAAGGACAAGUGCUGUGCCAACAAGAAUUGAUUGAACUCAAAUUAUACAAGAUUGUAAAUUAAUAUUCGGCUGCAGACUAAUG
This is a messenger RNA of Drosophila novamexicana, 245 nucleotides long. RefSeq names its product metallothionein-4. The coding region runs from base 59 to 193 and encodes 44 amino acids. The record is from RefSeq and is a predicted model, not a curated record. Gene Ontology annotation, molecular function: metal ion binding. NCBI's taxonomy places the organism in Eukaryota, Metazoa, Arthropoda, Insecta, Diptera, Drosophilidae. The transcript is spliced from 2 exons.